Spinacia oleracea (spinach) is the source of this 1233-nucleotide messenger RNA. Its product is annotated as imidazoleglycerol-phosphate dehydratase, chloroplastic. Gene Ontology annotation, biological process: L-histidine biosynthetic process. The transcript has 8 exons. The record is from RefSeq and is a predicted model, not a curated record. Gene Ontology annotation, molecular function: imidazoleglycerol-phosphate dehydratase activity. Lineage: Eukaryota; Viridiplantae; Streptophyta; Magnoliopsida; Caryophyllales; Amaranthaceae. The coding region runs from base 61 to 867 and encodes 268 amino acids.
AUUUUUCUUCGUAAUCAAACCAAGUCUUUUUCUCCGUCGUACCCCGGUAGUUCUCAUUUCAUGGCGCUCUGUACACCCGGUGGUUGUCACCUCCUGACGCCCCAAAUUAGGGUUUUCCCGUCUACUCUCUCUCCUCUCCCUGCUCAAUUACCCCUCUUUCACAAGCCAAAUUCCAAAAUUCUUAAAUUAACGAACUCAACCAUUGCAACUCCUCGAGCUUCAAUGGCGAACGACAAUGGCUCUCCUUCCAUUUCCGCCUCCCAAUACACCGGUCGAAUUGGGAAGGUGAAGAGAGUAACUAAAGAGACAAAUGUGUUUGUGAAGAUAAAUUUGGAUGGUAAGGGGGUUGCUGAUAGCAGCACUUCAGUCCCUUUCCUGGAUCAUAUGUUGGAUCAAUUAGCUUCACAUGGGCUAUUUGAUGUACAUGUCAGAGCUACUGGUGAUAUUCAUAUCGAUGAUCAUCACACUAAUGAGGAUAUUGCCCUUGCCCUUGGAACGGCUUUGCUACAAGCUCUUGGUGACAGAAAGGGAAUCAAUAGAUUUGGAGACUUUUCUGCUCCUCUAGAUGAAGCUCUGAUUCAUGUCUCACUGGAUUUAUCUGGAAGACCCCACUUGAGCUAUGAUCUACAAUUCCCUACUGAAAGGGUUGGAACAUAUGAUACACAGCUUGUGGAGCACUUUUUCCAGUCUUUGGUGAAUACUUCUGGCAUGACGCUUCACAUUCGGCAGCUUGCCGGGAAAAAUUCUCACCACAUUAUUGAGGCAACUUUCAAGGCUUUUGCCAGGGCUCUCAGGCAGGCUACAGAAUAUGACCAUCGCCGUGCAGGGACAGUGCCCAGUUCAAAAGGGGUCUUAUCACGUGCUUGAUGACAAGUUCAUCCUAAUAAGUAUGCCUACGGCUAGUGUUCUAUCCAAGUGUCGCCUGAAUAAAAUAUUUGGUGGUUCAGACAGAUCAUAUGUCGCUUGAGUUUAAAGUGUCCGGUAAGGAUGCUGCAUCUGUCAAUAAUGGCUGUUGGACUUCAAAGCAAAGGCCAGGAUCCAGAAUCUGAAGAGAACACUAGAGCUAAUUCUUUUUAUGUGACCUGUGCAACUUUCAUAGAAGUUGAUACUUAAAAUCAGUACACAUGUCUGUAGAAUUGUAUCUGAAUUUAUGCCCUCAAACUGAACUGGGCUUCAUGUAUUGUAUCAGUAUAUAGCAAGCUGACCUCAGUUCAUCUCUGUUUUGAUUUAUAA